Molecule: messenger RNA, 970 nt
Organism: Teleopsis dalmanni
Lineage: Eukaryota; Metazoa; Arthropoda; Insecta; Diptera; Diopsidae
Product: trypsin eta-like
Exons: 1
Coding region: 121-936 (271 amino acids)
Biological process (GO): proteolysis
Molecular function (GO): serine-type endopeptidase activity
Source: RefSeq, a predicted model, not a curated record
AAUCAAACCAAAAAUUUCUUAUGACCUAAUAGAGCAGUCUUCGUACAUUUCUAGAGUGUUGACGCUCUUUGUCAGUAUAUAAAGUAAUCCGUAAAGAAAAGUGCAAGUUCUGAACGUAAAAUGCCGAAAUUAAAUUUUUGCAUUUUAAUUUUCAUUAUUUUUAUAUUUAACAUAUUUAAAUAUGCGGUACCGUACCCGAAUAAUUCAAAUGACAAUACGCGCAUAGUCGGCGGAACAAAAAUUGGUAUACAAGAAGCGCCGUACUUAGUUUCACUGCGUAGUAAGAAGAACUCCAAAACUCCAUUUGAACAUCGUUGCACUGCGGCAAUAUAUAAUCCUAGAAUUGUACUGACUACAGCUACUUGUGUCAUCGGACAAGCUAUAAAUCAGUUGCAGGUAGUGGCUGGAACAAAUUAUCGCACUCAACAAGACGGUUAUGUUUACCCAAUAGACAAAUAUUUGAUUCACCCAGAUUUCAAUAUUUGGUUAAUGGAUAACGAUUUGGCUAUUGUUCAUUUAUCAAUUGACUUAGAGAAAAAUAAGCCAAGAAUUAUUGCUGCCAUACCUCUAGCGAAUAUAUUACCUAUGAAUGGUUCUGCCAAAAUUGCUGGAUGGGCUUCUACAAACGGAGAUGUGAGAGAUAUGUCUGAAGAAUUACAAGCAGCAACUGUAGAAAUUUUAUCUGUGGAUGCCUGUAUGGAAGCUUAUGGUGAUCAACGUGUUAGUGAGGCAAUGAUAUGUGUUGGUAGCGAUCAUAGUAAUGGUUAUGCUGAUGCAUGUUUCGGAGAUGCUGGUAGUCCUUUGAGUAUAGAUGGUAAUAAAUUACUUGGUUUGGUAGCUUGGGGAAGUGGUUGCGCAAGUAAAAAUAGUCCUGGAGUUUAUACAAACAUAGUACAUUUCAAGGAUUGGAUUGAAAGCGAGUCAUUAAAAUUAUAAGAUCAAUAAAUAAACUUUUGUAUUAGUAGCUAAU